AUGCGUUGGUCUCCCCUCCUCCUCGCCUCCCUCACUGGGUUGGAAUUUGUCCAUGCACACGGCAACGACGAGCAUGAGCCUCAAAUGAACGUCAUCUGGGGACGCCGUGGGCCCGACGACUUGCGAAAGAAGCGUGCGGCGUACGAGGCAUGGAACCCUCCAUCAGUGCCACUCAAACCUCGUGGCGAUGCUACCAACCCCCUCGAAGCCCGACAGACAUCCGGCCAGACACAGGCCCUGCCCUCCGGAAUCGCGGUCGGAGAUGGAUCGCAGUGUGGUCCGAAGCUGGGAGCUUGCAACCCGGGCGACUGCUGUUCGGCUUCUGGAUGGUGUGGUCGGGGACCUGCCUACUGCAACUCCCCUGAUUGCCAAAUCAGCUACGGCCCUGCCUGCGAUGGCAACCAAAAGCCAAGCGGCCCCGACACUUCUAACGACGCCAGACCCAAGCUUGGUAGCGUUCCCUACGGCGGAGUUGGUAUCUACAACUGCGUCAACGACGGUGAUGUCGCCAUCACUUACGACGACGGUCCUUACCUCUACACCGAUGGUAUGCUGGAUGCUUUCAAGGCUCACGGCGCUGUUGCAACAUGGUUCAUCACUGGUAACAACAUCGGCAAGGGUAUGAUCAACGCCAACUAUGUUAGCACCAUUCAGCAGCGCAUGGUUGCCGAGGGUCACCAGAUCGCCAGCCACACGUGGUCUCACGAGAACCUCGACUCCUUGACUCUGGCCCAGCGCAAGAACCAGAUGGUGUACAACGAGAUCGCCUUCACCGACAUCUUGGGCUUCUACCCUACUUACAUGCGUCCUCCUUACUCCAUCUGCGGAUCCGAGUGCCAGGGACAGAUGGCCGACCUUGGUUACCACAUCACCUACUUUGAUCUCGACACUCAGGGUUACCUGCACACUGACCCCAGCCAGAUCGGCGUUAGUGUCAACCUGUGGGACCAAGCCAUGCUGGCCAAGUCUCCUUGCAACGGCUCGUACUUGCAUAUCGAGCACGACAUUCACCAGCAGAUUGCUCAAGUUCUUACUCCUCACAUUCUGGACUCUGUCGUUGCCAACGGCUGGAGGGCCGUUACCGUUGGCGAGUGCUUGGGCGAUCCCGUUGAAAACUGGUACCGUCGCGGCAACCCCGGUUACAACUUCAACAUCACCGCAUCCAGCCCUGCGGUCUGCGCUAGCACGGCAUCCAAGACAACCACUGUAGCUUUCUCUACCGGUGGCGCGACCACGCUUCCCACCUCCACGUCCCUGGCUGUCUCAAUCGACGCUUCCUGCGGUGGAACCAGCGGAAACACCUGUCUUGGAUCUACUUUUGGAAACUGCUGUUCCGUCAAUGGCUGGUGUGGUAGCACCAACGCGUACUGCGGAUCAGGUUGUCAGUCCAAGUUUGGUAACUGCGGAAGCAACGCCGGCUCCAGCAGCACAGGUAGGACUUCAUCUACUUCUCGUCGCAGCACCAGCAGCUCCUCCUCACGCACCAGCUCUUCUUCGCGUGGCAGCUCGUCGACCGCUCGCACGAGUUCCAGCUCGUCGUCGCGGGUUUCAAGCUCCAGUUCGCGUUCCAGCACUGGCUCCAGCUCCAGCACUCGAAGCAGCACUGGUUCCAGCUCUCGCACUUCCGCUACCGGAAGCGUCACUGCUGCCACCACCGGGUCUACUUCUCGCACAGGAACUUCUUCUCUGACUCGAUCAUCUUCAGUCUCGGGCUCUACUUCAGGCUCUGUUUCUGGGUCUACUUCCCGCUCUACUUCUGCCUCCGGCUCGUCCACCGCCUCAGCGUCUUCUUCUUCUGCAUCGGCUUCUGGCUCCGUUUCCGCCCAGUCUGGCUCAUCCACGGCCAGCGGCACGGCUUCGGGCUCAUCGUCUGCCUCUCGUUCCAGCACUGGCACCGCUUCUCUUCCCUCUUCAACCCUUCCUGUUUCCGACAACGGCGAGUGCGGUAGCAACAACGGCAGAACUUGCAUUGGAUAUUCGCAGGGCAGCUGCUGCUCCCAGUACAACUACUGUGGAAGCACUGACGCUCACUGCGGUACUGGCUGCCAGAGUGUCUUCGGUACCUGUGGCAGCUCUGUCAAUGCUACAUCCCCCAGCGGCACCGCAAGUGCCGCGGCCGGCUCUAGCUCCCGCGCCAGCUCUGCCGGUACCGCCUCUGCCUCUGCUCCUCUCGCGAGCUCCACCUUCCCGGCCACUAGCGAUGGAACAUGUGGUGCCGCGGCCGGCAAGAGCUGUGUCGGCUACUCUGGAGGUACCUGCUGUUCUCAGUACAACUACUGCGGUAACACCGAUGCCCACUGCGGCACUGGCUGCCAGUCUCUCUUCGGCAGCUGCCAGAGCUCCGCGUCCGGCGGAACCUCCGCAGCAAGCUCCGCUGCCGGUCAAGCCAGCGGUACUCGCACUGCUUCCGCCUCGGCGUCUACCAACACCAACCCUUCCAGCGACGGCUCUUGCGGUGGCACCAAGGGCUUCAACUGCUUGGGCACCAACUUUGGUGACUGCUGUUCGCCUUACGGCUACUGCGGUAACACCACCGCUCACUGCGAGACGGGCUGCCAGAGCGGCUUCGGAAAGUGCUCUGGCACCGGCUCGGAUGUGAACGUGUCUCUUGAUGGAAAGUGCGGCAACACGGGCGCCUCGGGAUCGGAGACCUGCCAGGGCUCCACCUUUGGAAACUGUUGCUCGGCGUACGGCUACUGCGGUAGCACUGAUCUUCACUGUGGCACUGGAUGUCAAUCCAGAUUUGGCACAUGUGGUAUGUCAACCGAGGUCACAAGCGCAUCGACGCUGACCUCUUCUAUCUUACCUUCUGCUAACACUACUUCUCAGGCUCUUCCUCCGCAGCAACCACCUCUGCCAGGUAAUACCUCGACCGUAUCUUCGUCCCAAUCGACCACCACGGACAGCUCCACUGUUGCUACUACUAGUAGUGCUUCGGUUGCUGCUGAUGUCGUUGGUAGCUCUUCUGUUGUCACUACUAGUGCUUCCGUUUCUGCCGAUGCCAUUGGCAGCUCAAUUGUUGUCACUACUAGUGCUUCGGUUGCUGCUGAUGUCGUUGGUAGCUCAACGGUCGUUACAACCAGCAGUGCUUCUGGUUCUACUGAUGCCGUUGCCAGCUCGUCUGUUGUCGCUACUAGUAGUUCUGUCGUUGUUCCGGAUGUCGUUGUCAGCUCCUCUGUUAUCAUUACCAGUAGUGCUGUCGUUUCUCCCGAUGCCGUUGUUAGUAGCAGCUCCAGCAGCUCGUCUUCUAGCAGCGCCACCAGCAGCAGCGUUCAGUCUUCUAGUAGUAGUAUCAGCAGUUCCAGCAGCGAUACCAGCAGCAGCGUUCAGUCCUCUAGCAGCAGCAGCAGCAGCAGCAGCAGCUUCAGCUCCUCCACGUUGUUGACAUCCACCACGACCUCCUCUUCCGCUGCCUCUUCGCAGACGGCCAAGGUUGUCAAGGUCGUCAACAACGUCGGUGACUCCUGUGGUUCGACAUUGGGACAAAAGUGCGGAACAGGUCUUUGCUGCACGAGUAAAGGUCAAUGUGCGACUACAAAAGUGUGGGUUUGGAACAAUGGCAAUUGCUACGCGUUCAACGGCUGCCAGCCGGAAUGGGGUACCUGCUUCUAA
This is a messenger RNA of Colletotrichum gloeosporioides, 3612 nucleotides long. RefSeq names its product putative peptidoglycan-N-acetylglucosamine deacetylase. The record is from RefSeq and is a predicted model, not a curated record. Gene Ontology annotation, biological process: carbohydrate metabolic process. The transcript is spliced from 3 exons. NCBI's taxonomy places the organism in Eukaryota, Fungi, Ascomycota, Sordariomycetes, Glomerellales, Glomerellaceae. The coding region runs from base 1 to 3612 and encodes 1203 amino acids. Gene Ontology annotation, molecular function: chitin binding; hydrolase activity, acting on carbon-nitrogen (but not peptide) bonds.